AAAGCUGGUCGGUAUGAACAGCAUAAGUCUUCCAGCAUCAGCGGAGUAGUCGUAACAGCAACAAGUGUGAGUUACCUCCGUGCUGUAGUGAGAGACAACGAAUUCCUACUGCAGGCAUGGCUCGUCCUGCAACAUUGACCGUCCUUCUGCUGCUGCUCGUGCCGUUGGCGUGUGCUCGUCGAGAGAAGGGCAAGGAAGGACACCAACACCACCAUCAUCACCACCGCACAGAAGACGCCCAUCCCGGUGUUGACGGUGGUCCGACUGGGCUUGAGAAGAGACUCGAACAGCAUGAGAAUCACUUCCAAGGACUUGAGUGUUCUUAUAAUCACCUGGAGAAGUACGUGAUUGCCGUGUCUGACUACAUGCGGAACAAGUUUGGCCAGGGUGCUCCACAAUAUAUACCUCUGGAGAAAGGUUCCACUUGCAAUGAGGACGGAACUGUCGUACAAGACUGCAGCAAAGUGAGGGAGACGCACGCCUCUGCCAAAAGUGGAGUUUAUAGGAUUCGGCCGCAAGGUGCAGAGUCUACGUUCGAGGUGUACUGCUCAUUUGAAGCCGACGGUGCGUGGACAGUGUUUCAGCACCGCUUUGAUGGCUCCGUCCCCUUUGGAAGAAAAUGGAGCGAUUACAAGAAUGGCUUUGGCUCUCUGAAAGGUGAACACUGGCUUGGACUGGAGAAGGUUUACGCGCUCACCCACCAGGAGGGCAUUAGCUACACCCUGCGCAUCGAGGUGGAGGACUUUGAGGGCGAAAAGCGUAAUGCCAACUACGCCACGUUCAGCGUGGAUGGCGAGGAUGACGGCUACGCUCUGCACGUUGGCUCGUAUUCCGGCGACGCUGGCGACUCAUUCAAGGGCGACCGCAAGGCCGAGGACCAGAACGGUCAGAAGUUCAGCACCAUGGACAGGGAUGGCGAUGCCUGCAACCCUUGCAUCUUCGGAGACAUCGCGGUUGACAGCUGCAGCCGGGAGAGGACGCAAGCCGGCUGGUGGUACAGCAACUGCGGUGCGGCCGACCUGAAUGGCGACUGGCAUCCCAAGGGCAGCCACAUUGGAUGGGCUUCCAUGGUGGAGUGGCGUAUGUUCAGCAAGGUGGCUCCCUACUCGUUGAAGUCUAGUGUCAUGAAAAUCAAACCUCUAAUUAAAUGAGUGGGAGGUGGAGGUUGAUUUAAAAAAGGGGUUGCCUUUGCCGCAUGUUUGCUUCGCAGUGGAAUCUUCUUUCGUGUGGCAGGAUCAUUUAUACUCUUUGGUUCUUUCGGUAAAGUCACGUAGGUAUGAAAUAAUAUAAAUUAAAUCACGACGUUUCAGGUGCAACACAAGCCUUCCGUCAUCAGUUGGGACAACCAUGGCAAAAAACAAUUGCUGAAGUGGACAAAAGGGCUGCUGUAACAAGAGGCCAUAUCAGCAAGAGAAGGGGGGAGGAGCCAGGGAGGAGAGACAGGGAGGGUGGGGGUAUAAGGUAGGGGGAGUGGAGGCUACAAAUAAGACACAAGCUACGGCAAAAAAUGCCGGGGUGGGGAGGUGAAGUGGGCGGGGUUGGGAGUGGGAGGGUUAGAAUAUUGGAUAUGAAGGCAGACCAAAAGCAGUUAUGGUUUUACCUGGUUAAUAACAUCCUUCCAAUGAUUGCUCAAUCUGUAUCCAUCUUCCCGGUUGAAGUUAUGUCUGUUUAUAUAUCUGGAUGGCUUCAUGAACAAACCUUUGAUAGUAGCCCGAAGGUUUGCAGAGCACCUUGGUCUCGGAAAAAACAAUGAGAGCCCACAGCAUUAUAGCAAUGGUCAGCCACGGCGAAGGUAUUAGUUCUGCCGUGUUUCAGAUCUGCCUUGUGCUCACAAAAACGGUCUGAGACAUGACGUUUCCUUUUCCCAAUGCAACAAUCACCACAGGUGCAACUUCGUUUGUAGACUCCAGGAUAUUGCAUGUCAGGAAUGACAUCCUUCACAGAUGGGAUUAGAUCACGGAUUUUGUGUACUGUACUGAAUCGGACCUGGAUCUUGUGUUUGUUUAAGAUUUUGGAAAUAUUUUUGGUAACGCCUGCUAUGUAUCGUAACGUGAUGGUUUUGAUCGGCAUCUCAGGGGGUUGUUUCUCCAUGGUUGGAGAAACAGCUUUGCGGAUAAUGCGGUCCGAAUAUCCAUUCAUCUUAAGGGCCUGGUGUACGUGUUCCAGUUCACUGGCUAGGUGGUGUUGCAGGAGAAUGUAUUAACAAGGUUUUAUUCUCGUGUUUUGAGGUUGGACGGUGGUUUCAGGAGUAGCCUGCCUGCACGAAAGAAUUCGGUAGUGGCGUUACUGUAGUGUGGCCAAGCAUAGUUGCCUGUCUUCAUAACACGGCCUCGUCUUGUGUGAAUCCCCAGUGGCUGGGGCUCCACCCAGCCCUCUAAUCCCCCAUUUUCCCAAGAAAAUUGGGGCAAUCAACUCAUUUCUCUCAACCCCCAUACUUUGCACAGUCAGUGCGUGUUGCACAUGCAUCCAAAGUAAUCUAAUACAAUUCAUGCAGUUACAUGUUUAUAAUUAUCCCGUGAUGUAGGCGUUGGUAUAUAAUCUACACCUGUGACGAUAAAGCAACACCCUUAUUAUCGGUAGACUUCCCAUGUGUUACUUGGUUUGAGAAUGGCGAUGGCAGUUGCACUCUGGGCAUUUCUUAAUUGUACAUCCGGUCUAAGAGAUGGACCUACCUGCAGUGUGAUGUUCUAAAUGGAGAUCAACACAGACCAUUUGCAGUUACAUGAAACUUAAAUCCUCUAAUUUUUUUGGAGGACGGUUUAAUGUUUUCUUUGAAUGCUUCAAACUCCUGUUGAUGACAACCCAUACGUCGAGCUGCCUGAUUGACUAUGCAUUGUAUUAUGCUGAACCUUUACACGUGCGCUGACACUUUUUCACUGCUAUAUUGAGAUAAUUUAAAGAAUUAAUCUAGUUUGAACAAACCAAUGUUUUCUAAUUACCCUUUGUGAUUAAUGUAUGCAAUUUACUUGUUAUUUUAUGGUGUAGACAUGAUGGAAUAGAAGUGUACGGCCUGGCUAAAAUGUCUUCAAUAAAAUUGUGAAAGUUGAA
Lethenteron reissneri (Far Eastern brook lamprey) is the source of this 3048-nucleotide messenger RNA. RefSeq names its product microfibril-associated glycoprotein 4-like. NCBI's taxonomy places the organism in Eukaryota, Metazoa, Chordata, Hyperoartia, Petromyzontiformes, Petromyzontidae. Gene Ontology annotation, molecular function: protein-macromolecule adaptor activity; extracellular matrix structural constituent. The record is from RefSeq and is a predicted model, not a curated record. Gene Ontology annotation, biological process: positive regulation of heterotypic cell-cell adhesion; blood coagulation; blood coagulation, common pathway. Gene Ontology annotation, cellular component: fibrinogen complex.